GUUCCCAUAAUGCAACUCAGCCUUUCCUUAGACUGUCCCUCCAUGUUUUCUGUGCUCCUCCAGUUUGCAGUUCAGGCUUAAACCUGCUGGAGUGCUUCCUUUGUGUGGCGUCACAGAAACAUACAGGAAUAAAGUUUAGGCUGCUGCACUGACAUCAGUCUUUCAUGCAAAUUUUCACUGCAUUAUCACGGACACACAAAGUGAUGCAUGUAAACCAGCGGAGAACGUUCAGCACAUCCGGGCCUUCAUUCAAAGCAGCCAGCUGAGCUCUGUGGAGAUAAGGAGCUCAGCAGCAAUAAGAAGACCUGACGCAGACACACCAGGACACAAACUUGUCCAUCGAUAUGCAGACGGACAAACUGUCUCUCACGCUGUAGGCGGGAACUGCAGGAUCAAUCUCAAACUAUUUCAAGGCCGCACUUAAGUCUGACAGCUGAGGUGUUUUUCAUGGAUGAAAGUUGACUCAGCAUUGAUGGCAGACUGAGGUGGUCUUCAUUACAACCUACUGCAUCCACCACACCAGCUGAGCGACACACUCUGAGGCUUCCCAUGCUAAUCUGAACAGCUGAACACACAAAUAGCCCCUGUGUGGCCUCAUAUGGCUGACAGCAGCACGGUGACGACAACUGGCCCCCUGCCCCUCAACGUCACUGCUAACCUCACUGGCAACACCACCACAGCCGCCACCGCCCAGGUAGCCAAAGUCAUCAGCUGGGUGACGUUCAGCAUCGGGCUGCCCGUCAUCGCGCUGGCUAUUUACAUCCUCAAGAAUCUGUCCAAAGGUGAGAACAAAGUUCCCAUGCAUGUCAUGUUCCUGCUGGUCUCUGACAUCAUCAGUUUCUUUGGUCGUCCCACUAUAGAUCAGGACAUGAACAGUGGGACCUUCUUCUCCUCCAACACCACCGACUUCCUCUUCUACUUUGGUGUCAUCUCCAACAUCACCCUCAUGCUGUACAUAGCUCAGGAGCGCCAUCUCCUGGUGGCCUACCCACAGUGUCUUGGCUGCUGUGGCAGGAUCAAGCACUCGCCUGCCGUCACCUUGGUGGCGUGGGCUGCUCCAUUUGCCGUCCUGGCCCUCGCUGUGCUGCGAUACAAGCUCUGGUUCGCCGUUUGUCUGCUCGCUCCCUUCCCCUUCCUGCUCUUCUUUGCCGUGGACUCGUGGAGGGCCCUGAUCUGCUCCAGAUCGAACCCAUCCACGCCUGAGAGGAAGAGGGCAGUAUGGGGCAUUGGUGCAAUCUGGGCCAACUACACCCUCCUCUACAGCCCGUUCAUCCUCAGCGUCCUCCUGGAUGCUCUGUCCUAUAAGGAGGCGGUGACAUACCUGGGGCUGGUGUCUCACCUGCUGCUCUACCUCAGCCCUCUGGUGGACCCCUUCCUCUACACAUUCAUGACCAAAGGGUUUAAAGAGGUGCUGCAGGCGCUGCCCUGCUGUCAAACCCCGAGUCGGAAAGAGAACACGAGGCCGACUGUGGACACUGUGGCCGAGACUGUGGAGACGAGACUUUGA
Molecule: messenger RNA, 1507 nt
Organism: Scatophagus argus
Lineage: Eukaryota; Metazoa; Chordata; Actinopteri; Scatophagidae
Exons: 3
Coding region: 599-1507 (302 amino acids)
Biological process (GO): phospholipase C-activating G protein-coupled receptor signaling pathway; positive regulation of Rho protein signal transduction
Cellular component (GO): membrane
Molecular function (GO): G protein-coupled receptor activity
Source: RefSeq, a predicted model, not a curated record